Molecule: messenger RNA, 1056 nt
Organism: Rosa rugosa (rugosa rose)
Lineage: Eukaryota; Viridiplantae; Streptophyta; Magnoliopsida; Rosales; Rosaceae
Exons: 1
Coding region: 1-1056 (351 amino acids)
Source: RefSeq, a predicted model, not a curated record
AUGGCAAGAACGGGUCUUUUGCCGCUCCACGCCAUCACUAACACCUCAGUAAGUGAGAUGAAGAGAUUUACGGGGACAAUCAAUGGUAGCAUGAUUAAGGUAUUCGUGGAUUGCAGGUCAGCCAUGAACUUCUUGAACCUAGAUGUUGCAUCUCGAUUGGGACUCAAAACGGGCGAAGCUCCACCGCUCCGUUUCACCACCGCCACUAGCGAAUUGGUCUCCACUUCGCAGCAAGCCUUCGAUGUUCUGGUCACAAUCCAAGGCUAUCUCUUCAAAUCUUCCUUCCUGCUGCUACUAGUUCCUGGCUGCGAUUUGCUUCUCGGUACACCAUGGCUGGAUUCACUUGGUUUUGUAGGGUGGCUUUUUUUGGAGAAACUGAUGGUAUUCAUGGCUAAUGGUUGUCGUCAAGUUCUUCAAGGUAUCACAAAGAAACAUAGAGCAGUGGACCACAACUCCUUCAUGGCUCUAAUGACCCAAGAGCACUUGGACCCAAACUCAAAUCACUUGGGCCCUCAUGUGCCUCCUGCUACGACCCAUGGUCAUGAAGUGCAACAAUUGAUCACAAACUACGGGGAUUUGUUUGUCACUCCGACGGGCCUUCCACAGGUCAGGCCCAUUGACCACCGCAUUUCUCUUCGGCCCACCGGUCAUGAAGUCAAUGUUUGCCCAUACCGUUACUCACACUCCCAGAAGGCAAAAUUGGAAAGCCAAGUGAAAGAGAUGCUUUCUAAUGGGCUCAUAUGUCCUAGCCAUAGCCCAUUCUUUUCCCCAGUUCUCUUAGUGAUAAAGAAAAAAGGGCGUUGGCGGUUUUGCAUCGAUUAUCGAGAGCUCAAUACCAUCACCAGCAAAGACCGUUUUUCCAUUCCAGUCAUUGAUGAGCUCCUUAAUAAACUCCAUGGCGCCAAGUUCUUCUCAAAGUUGGACCUACGUGUGGGUUAUCACCAAAUCCGUAUGUGUGAGGAUGACAUUCACAAAACUGCCUUUCAUACCCAUGGCGGUCACUACGAAUUCAUGGUAAUGCCCUUUCUAAUAUAUGCAUCGUCUACAUGUGUUUAA